Messenger RNA from Chinchilla lanigera (long-tailed chinchilla), 778 nucleotides. RefSeq names its product 60S ribosomal protein L36-like. The record is from RefSeq and is a predicted model, not a curated record. The transcript is spliced from 2 exons. Lineage: Eukaryota; Metazoa; Chordata; Mammalia; Rodentia; Chinchillidae. Gene Ontology annotation, molecular function: structural constituent of ribosome. Gene Ontology annotation, cellular component: cytosolic large ribosomal subunit; ribosome. Bases 278 to 778 code for a protein of 166 amino acids. Gene Ontology annotation, biological process: cytoplasmic translation.
CCAAGCUCAGGUCUAGGAUGACCAUGUGGCCUUGCAGAGCGAGAAAGAAGUGGGGCUCUCUGAAACAGCCACACCCUCUGUAAUGGGGUUUUUAAAGGGCAGUGCUGAUUGCUUGGUGGUGGGGAUGUGGUGGGGAUCCUCAGUCUUGGAGGUGAGCUAGACCUGGGCUCAGCCUGUGCCUGGCCACACCUGACUCCCGUUCUCCUGGAGCCCAGCAUGGUCCCUGGUCCUCAGCUCUCACACCACUUCCUGUCUCCCCUAGGGCCUCUGAACGAAUAUGGACAGGAAGGAGCUGCAUAGUGUGAUGGCUUCUAGAACCUUCUCCAGAGGGCACAGGGCCCCCAUAGGGCUGCUGAGAAGGCAGCAACCACUGAAGAGCAGCAGCCGUCUCUCUGCACUGCCCUGUGGGCGUGGGCCUCUACAAGGGCCACAAGGUGGCAAAGAACGUGAGCAAACCGAGGCACGGUUGCCGCCGCGGACCCUCACCAAGCACACCAAGUUCCUGCGGGACAUGACCCAGGAGGUGGGCGGCUUCCCCCGCUAUGAGCGGCGCGCCAUGGAGCUGCUCGAGGUUUCCAAGGACAAGCGGGCCCUCAAGUUCAUCAAGAAACGGGUGGGGAUGCACAUUCGUGCCAAGAAGAAGUGCGAGGAGCUGAGCAAUGUGCUGGCCGCCAUGAGGAAGGCAGCUGCCAAGAAGGACUGCGCCCCUCUCUGCGGAAUAAACUUUUUCAGAAAAAAAAAAAAAAAAAUCCUCUCUCUAUGCCUGGGUAUCUCAUGA